AUGGACUCUCUCGACGGAUCCAGUUACGAUGUCUUGAUUUCUGGAACAGGCAUCCAGCAGUCUUUGCUUGCUCUUGCUCUCUCGCGCUCUGGCAAGAAGGUCUUGCAUGUCGACAAGGACGACACCUAUGGCGGUCCUGAAGCUGCCCUGAGUCUUCAGGAAGCCGAGCAGUGGGUUGAAAAACUCGGUUCUGCAAAGCAACCACGAUUCAGCAAUGCUUCGAUCACCAAGUCGGAUGAAGGAGAGCAGAAACUCUCCCCUUCCAGAGCAUACAACCUGUCGCUUGCGCCGACUCUGGUCUACACUCGCUCCGGUCUGCUACCAAUCCUCGUCUCGUCCAAGACCAAUGACCAGCUCGAGUUCAUGGCUGUGGGUGGAUGGUUCGUCUUCGAAAAGCAGGAAGGCGGCGCGCGAGUGGUUCGUGUACCGAAUGGACGUGAGGACAUCUUCGCCGACCCUUCUCUCACAUUGAAGAUGAAGGGGCAGUUAAUGAAGUUCCUCCGCUUCGUGGCCGCGUUUGAGGAAAAGCCUGAAACAUGGCAGCCUCAUCGCGACACUCCAUUUGCCGACUUCUUGUCUGAGCAGUUCGGUCUGCCUGCUGUCGACACGCUCAUGGCUCUGUGCCUCAGUCUUGAGGUCCCUGAAAAGACGACUACCGAUUUCGCUCUACCACGCAUCGCUCGUCACCUUCGUUCGAUUGGUGUUUUCGGUCCUGGAUUUGGUGCUGUCAUUCCCAAGUGGGGCGGACUCUCGGAAGUUGUUCAAGUCGCCUGCCGAGCUUGUGCUGUUGGUGGUGGCAUCUAUGUUCUUGGUCAAGGCAUUUCUUCCAUCGAGCCUGCUCAACCCGACGAGGAUGAUGUCGAAGAAAUCCCAAGAGAGCCCGAGAAGCCCGACGUUUCGCAAGACAUUCACAAUAUGAUCACCGAAGGCGAAGGCUUCGUUGAUACGAACCCAGACAAUCUCGACGAACUCGAGUCUGGUAUCAAGGAACAGUCCUUGGACGAUCUUCUUGCUGCAGCUGGAUACAGUAUUGCCGGUGUCGAGGUAGAAAAGCCCACACCCGCUGCUGAGAAGCCUAUUGAAAAACAGAGCGCUGCCGUGUCUUUUGAGAAGAAGUCACUGCACACUGUCCAGCUCAGCAAUGGAGAGAAAGUGUCUGCACAGUACAUCGUCGGCUGCUCAGAUGAUUUACCUGGAUCCCUACCUGCCACUAUCGUUGGCACCAAGGUUCAAGGAGCUCAACCCGAUGCUGUUUCUCGCAGUAUCACAAUCAUCUCAUCACCUCUGCAACAUCUGUUUGUUACUGUUGCUGAAGGUGGUGUCUCGCCUGCUGGUGCUGUUGUGGUCUUCCCUGCUGGUUCUUUUUCGAUCGCCGCCCACCCACCUGUACAGAUCAUGGUUCACUCCAGUGAUACUGGCGAAUGCCCUCAAGGACAAUCACUUACCGGCCAANAAGGUCAAGAGCUUCUCGCUGAGGCUAUCAAGUCGCUUCUUGCAGCUCAAGAGAGCGAUGCUCGAGCUCUGUGGUCACUCAGCUAUGAGCAACACGCUGAGGCUGUAGCUCCAUCAAGCCAGACCUCUUCCAGCAUUCUCAAGAUCCAAGACCCACCAUUAGACUUUGUCUUUGAUGAUGCGAUUAUCGAGAAUGUGCAGGCGGCAUGGCAGAUGAUCUUGCCCGAGGCCGAUGACUUUAUGGUCUUUGGCGAGAGAUGCGCUGAUGCUGAAGAGGAGGUAGAGGAUGACGAGUAA
Aureobasidium vineae is the source of this 1749-nucleotide messenger RNA. The record is from the annotation of a GenBank genome assembly. Lineage: Eukaryota; Fungi; Ascomycota; Dothideomycetes; Dothideales; Saccotheciaceae.